UGAAGUGGCCGCGUUGACCUGGCUGACAAGCGGGGAAUGGAACUGGACGCCGAGCCGGCGGCGGCGACGACGGGCGUGGUGCGGGUGGAGAAGGUGAGGGGGAGGUCGGCGGUCACCAGGUGCUUCGCCAAGUACCCGCUCAAGAUCAUCGUCCCCUCCAAGGUGGGGCACGCCUCCUCCGGCGCCGCCUGGCUCUACGCGCUCACCUACGGCGGCGGCAUCGUCUCAGGAGACAGGAUCUCCUGCACGGUGAGCGUCGGCGACGGUUGCACGGCGGCGAUGACUACGCAGGCCUCCACUAAGGUUUACAAGGCUGUCGGUUUAAAAUGUUCCGAGCAGGUACUAGAGGCAACAGUUGGAAAAGAUGCACUCUUAGCAGCUAUUCCAGAUCCUGUAACCUGCUUCUCAACUGCUCGAUACUACCAGAAGCAAGUGUUUCAUGUAUCCGGCGAUUCAAACUUGGUCCUUGUAGAUUGGUUUACAAGUGGUCGGUACGAGAGUGGAGAAAAAUGGGACUUCAACUCCUACAAGAGCGUCAACCAUAUUCUCUCGGAGGAACAUCAGCCUCUCUUCAUCGACUCGGUUCUAUUGGAACAAGGCUCAAAUUGUAGCAUUGCUGAACGAAUGCAAGAAUACAAUGUUGUUGCAAUGGUUGUAUUGCUGGGGCCAAAGUUGAAGCAGAUACAAGAUAAGAUGCAGGAUGAAGUAAAGAACAUGAUGUCUGUACAACUGCGUCCUCCCACCUCUGGUGGAGGCCGCUAUGCUACAAGGCCGCAGCCCCUACAUCCCCAGAGGCCUCCACUGAUUGCCUCGUGCAGUCCAUUUGGCCGCACAGGUACUGGCAUGGUCGCCCAGGUAGUCGCGGUGAGCACAGAGUCCGUGUACAGCUUCCUGAGACAUCAUCUGGCAGCGCUGGAACCAUUCCUCGGCGCCGCUCCAUAUUCAGCAUCAUGAAGCUGGCAAGCUAACAUGCUUGGUUGUUAACGGAUCGUGGAACUCCGGUGUGGAUGAAGAAUGGAGCUGUAGAUUGUUACAGUAUAUAUAUGGCUCAUGGCGUCCAAGUUGCAAUUUGGUCGACUGUACUUCCAUUUCAUUCAGAAAAAGGCCUUACUUUGAUUUUGGUCAUACGGUAGAAUCUGCGUCAUAGCUCUGCAGUUGUUGAACAAGCUUGUACAGCCGAUUUGGGUUGAACAAACUUUGAUUUUGGCUUUAUCGUGAACGAAUUACAAUACUGGAUUGAAUCUUGUGGUCUGGGUGUUCAAGUCUAAUGAUGCCUUUUCUGU
Molecule: messenger RNA, 1283 nt
Organism: Brachypodium distachyon (stiff brome)
Lineage: Eukaryota; Viridiplantae; Streptophyta; Magnoliopsida; Poales; Poaceae
Product: urease accessory protein D
Exons: 8
Coding region: 37-954 (305 amino acids)
Molecular function (GO): nickel cation binding
Source: RefSeq, a predicted model, not a curated record